Messenger RNA from Sitophilus oryzae (rice weevil), 1909 nucleotides. RefSeq names its product neuropeptide F receptor (gene NPFR). Gene Ontology annotation, molecular function: neuropeptide Y receptor activity. The record is from RefSeq and is a predicted model, not a curated record. Gene Ontology annotation, cellular component: membrane. Gene Ontology annotation, biological process: G protein-coupled receptor signaling pathway. The transcript is spliced from 5 exons. Lineage: Eukaryota; Metazoa; Arthropoda; Insecta; Coleoptera; Curculionidae. Bases 1 to 1206 code for a protein of 401 amino acids.
AUGGGCGACGAAAUCCACCGGUCUGACAACAACACGCUGAACGAGGUCCUGAACAAAAGCAGCACGGUCGAUCCGAAGCUGUAUGAGCGCUAUCUGACAAACAAGGCUAUCGACGAACCGGCUUAUACUGUGCUGGCUGUUAUGUACGGUGUGCUAAUUGUGCUGGGCGCUCUAGGAAAUACUCUUGUCAUAAUCUCGGUGGUGAGAAAAGCCUUAAUGCGCACGCCUCGCAACAUGUUUAUAUUCAACCUGGCGGUGGCAGAUUUAUUGCUGUGCACCGUCACAAUGCCACUCACCUUAAUGGAAAUCUUAACGAAAUAUUUUCCAUUAGGCAACUACCUGUUCGUGUGUAAACUGAUCGGCAUCUUGCAGGCUACGAGUACCUACGUUUCCACUCUAUCCAUCACAGCGAUCGCUCUCGAUAGAUAUCAAGUAAUAGUCUAUCCAACAAUCGAGAGUCUUCAGAUAUUCGGCGCAGCUUCUAUACUGUCAGCAAUAUGGUUGAUAGCUAUGCUACUGGCCUCACCUCUAUUCUUCAUCCGACACCUAACACAUCACGAACUGCCUAUGACGGGAAACGUCAUUUUUAGUCUGGACUUUUGCAUAGAAAAUUGGCCAGUGGACCACGGUCGCGCAUACUACUCGAUAUUUUCGCUGAUUUUCCAGUAUACUUUACCAAUUCUGAUAGUUUCGUGUUCGUACUGGAGUAUAUCCCACAAACUAAAACGAAGAUUCCAAGGAGUUCUAGUAAGCACAGAUGAAAACUUUCAAAGAAACAGGAGACAGCUUCGAGGAAGAAGAUUACAAAGGACGAAUAUUCUGCUGGGGUCCAUAGCAAUCAUAUUCUGCAUUAGUUGGUUACCUCUAAAUUUGUUCAACCUCAUAGCGGAUCUAUCGACUGAUUCGAAUAAGUUUACUAGUCAACCCAUGAUGGUAUGCUACGCCAUUUGCCACAUGAUGGGCAUGUCCUCCGCCUGCUCCAACCCCAUCCUCUACGGCUGCCUCAACGAGAACUUCUGGAAAGAGUUCAAGGACAUCCUGUGCAUCGAGAAACGUAUAGACGAGGUUGCCGGAACUUCACAAAAACUCUCCAUCCGCCGGAAGUCUCAAAAAAACCGCUCAAAGCCGGACCUAGUGACCGGCGCUACGGAUUAUCAACAGUGUAACACGGUGAGCACCGACAUGACCAUGUUGACUAAGUGUUAGCGAUUAAUGAACUUCGCGUCGCGCAAGAACGGCAACGCCGCCGUCAAGCGCAACGACGUGAUCAACUCGAUCUUGUGAAGUGAACGUGUGAUGCGGGUAUGGGACUGAUACGGAACGAAGUGAUUUUGUGGUGCUAUCCAGUAAGGAUGUUGUAUAAUGAAUAUUUUUGUAGCGGUAAACAGCUUUAAGACUUAUGAAGUAGAUAUAUAUUAUUGUACGUUAUUUCUAUUUAAGUAUCUAAGUCAGUUAUUUUGAUGAGUAUUAUUGUUGAUUGAAGUUUUUUCAUUAGCAUUUAACUAAAUGCAUAACCAAUAAAAAACACUUAAUGUUUCGAAGAAUACAUUCAUUUGAAGAGUUAAAAAAAUUAUAAAACUUAAAUAUACAGGAUGUUUCCUACGAACGCUAAAACAUUUACUUACACUCAUUCUUUAUCUUAUUUUGUGUUGGUACAUUUCAUUACAUUCAUUCUUUAUCUUACUGUGUGUGAAUGCUAAUUAGUUCGAAGAAGUCCAACAGCAAAGUUAAUAAAGAUGCAUAUUUUAUUAUUUUGUUUUAUACAGGAAGACGCAAAAAAAAGGAAUAAACUUGUAUUUUAUUAUAACCCUCAAUUUUUAGUACCGUAGUAAGGGCAACAUGGACAAUAUAUUUGAUUAUACAUGGUAUUUUUGGCCGAAAGCACAAUAUUUAGAAUAUUACAUCCCAA